This is a messenger RNA of Cornus florida, 2752 nucleotides long. RefSeq names its product protein THALLO. Gene Ontology annotation, cellular component: nucleolus; small-subunit processome. Lineage: Eukaryota; Viridiplantae; Streptophyta; Magnoliopsida; Cornales; Cornaceae. The transcript is spliced from 17 exons. Gene Ontology annotation, biological process: maturation of SSU-rRNA from tricistronic rRNA transcript (SSU-rRNA, 5.8S rRNA, LSU-rRNA). Bases 384 to 2420 code for a protein of 678 amino acids. The record is from RefSeq and is a predicted model, not a curated record.
AAAAAGAAAAAAGAAAAAAAAAAUUCUGUCCAUUAAUUAAUUUCCAAGCCCGCUUCCUUCAACCCUACAACUUAUUCUCUCCUCUCUCCUUUCCGAAACCCAAACCCCUCAAGCGACCGACGAUUACAGCAGCGGACCAGCCGUACCUGCUCAGGUCAGUGCGUCUGUCCCUCUCUUAUUUUCCUUUCGUCUGGUUUCACUUCUCUAGUAUCCUCUCCAUAUUGGCAUGCCCAUCGAAAUCAGAAGUGGGAGUGCUUUUCUACUGUGCCAAACUUUGGAGAUGAAACACUGAAUAUCGACAUGGAAGCGAAUAUCAGCGUCUACAAAUCCACACGUCUAAGUUAAAAUAAAAAAUUCAAAAAUCAAAAGAAGACGUUAGAGAGAUGGCUAAAGGAGGAGGAAAGAGAUACAACAAAAAUCCCACCAGAAGGACCAACCAUUAUAAUAAACAUGCCGCCGCCCCCGCAGAUGACAUCGUCGACGACCAAAUUGAUGCAUUUCACAAACAGCGAGAUGUUGUUCCAUUAGAUAUCAAUGACGAUAUACUGGAAUCAGACCAAGAUAAUGAGCGGCCUGUUUUUGAUUUUGAGGAUACUACUGACGACGAUGAUGACGACGAAGACGACAUUGAGGAUGACACCCAACUCACUGGCCUUGCUGCAAAAAUUGCAAGGCAGGAAAAAUUUCUGCGGGCUAAGAUCGGUGGGGUUGAGGAUGAAAUGCAUGAUGAAGCUGAAGAUGAGGAAGAAAAAAAGGCUGUAUGGGGUAGAAGAAAGAACAUAUAUUACAGUGCCGAUAAUGUUGAUUUCGAGCUACAAUCAAGUGAUGAGGAGCUACCUGCGGAAGAGGAGGCAGAGGUGUUAAGAUUGCAGAAGGAGAAAGCAAUGUCUUUAUCCAGGGAAGACUUUGGCCUUGAAGAUGCUAGUCAAGAUGAGAGUGAUGGAGAGCGGACAUUAGAGGAAAUUUUGGUUGAAGGGAUAAACACAUCAAAAGUUUCAGCACACAAACUAGCUCAAGAUGAACUUGGUACAGCUUAUGAGGAGGUCAAAAAAGAUUUAAAUGCUUUGUCGAGGGAUGAGCAAAUGGAUGUUGUUUAUAGUUCUGCUCCAGAAUUAGUUGGUUUGCUAUCAGAGCUGAAUGAUGCACUUGAACAGCUCGAGAACAAAGUUUAUCCACUUCUAACCAAGGUUAGAGAGGGGGAGAAUACAAUGAAAGGAGGGAUGCACUAUAUUGAGGUGAAACAGCUGCUCCUUCUAGCCUAUUGCCAAUCCAUUACCUUUUAUCUUCUUCUCAAGUCUGAAGGGCAGCCUGUUCGUGAUCAUCCUGUCAUUGCUCGGCUUGUAGAGAUCAAAAACCUAUUGGACAAGAUGAAACAACUUGAUGCGAAUCUUCCAUCUGGAGUAGAGGAGGUUUCGAACAAAAAAUAUGGGACUGAAAUAUCAGUGAAGUCCGUUAGGGGAAAUGAUAUAUUGGCAUUGGAUUCUUUCUCCAAAGAUCACAAGCACUCUCUGGUCUCAGCUGAAGCACAAGCGGCAGCAGCGCCUCAUGAAGCAGCUGAGUUGGUAAAGGUGGAUUCUUUGAAGAAUAUUGAUAACAAAAGAGGGAAACACAAGCAUCAGAAUGAUCAAGUUGGUCUGCAGAGCAUGGAAAUGUUAAAAGUAAGAGCUGUUCUGGAGGAAAAAUUGAAGCAGAUGGGUAUAUUUAGUUCCAUUGCACCGAAGCGCGAUAGGUCUCAAAAACAUUUGCAACCAGUGAAUGGACAGCUUGAGACAUUUGAUGAUUUUGAUGACGACACCAUAGAUGUGGGUGGCGCCACUCAUCGCAUGAUUAAUGGACAAGCAAGUUCAUUGCAUUCAAGUAAAUUAUCCCUACUUGUGACUCCUCAGUUGAAAAAGCCGAAGGUUGUUUCUGGUGAUGGUGAUUUGCCUAACCGGGAUGAUAUUGGAGAAAGGCGAAGGAAGCAUGAACUUCGGGUUUUGGCAGGAGCUGGAAUCAAAUCUGUUGAUGAUAGUUUAGAUGAGCCUGGCGCUCUUGGGGUCAAUGGGGAUGAUGAUAUGGAGGAUGAUGAAAUGGAAGAGUUAGAAGAUGAAUAUUACAAAGAAGUCGAAAAGCAACGAGCUGCCAAGCUUUCCGCCAAGGCAGAGAAAUAUUCAAGAACCUCGGCAGUGCCAUUUUCUCCUGAAACCCUAUUAGAUGGGAAGCGCCAGAUUACAUCUCAGAUGGAAAAGAACCGAGGGCUAACUCGUGCUCGGAAGAAGCUGACCAAAAAUCCGAGGAAGAAGUACAAGCUGAAGCACAAGAAGGCAGUGGUGGGUCGGAAGGGACAGGUGCGGGAAAUCAGGAGGCCUGAUGGUCCUUAUGGUGGGGAAGCAACGGGAAUUAAUGCAGGAAUCAGUAGGAGUGUCAGAUUCAAGAACUAAGCAGUGUUGCUGCAUACUGAUUGUCAGAUUCAAGAACUAAGCAGUGUUGCUGCAUACUUUUUUUGCGUCUAUAAUAACUGUAGAUUGCGUGCAUGAUGAUGCAAAGCAUUAGGUUUUGAUUGUUCAAAUUUUGACCUCCUAUAAAAUUCUUCUUUGUAAUAGUGAAAAUGUGUUACAACUCUUGCAGUGAGGGUUGCAAGUAGAAAAUGUGGCACUCGAUUUCUUCAAAGUUAUUUAAUUUCCGAAAAAUGGUGUAUAAUGAAAAUGUAGUUGGAUAUGUGCUCUAUUUUAGAGACAUGGGUUUUCAAGAUUAUGCAGUUUGUUUCUCUUGA